Messenger RNA from Heterobilharzia americana, 555 nucleotides. Lineage: Eukaryota; Metazoa; Platyhelminthes; Trematoda; Strigeidida; Schistosomatidae. The record is from the annotation of a GenBank genome assembly.
AUGCAGAUCUUUGUGAAGACGUUGACUGGGAAGACGAUCACUUUAGAGGUUGAGCCUAGUGACACUAUUGAGAAUGUGAAGGCGAAGAUUCAAGAUAAGGAAGGCAUUCCUCCUGACCAACAACGUUUAAUUUUUGCUGGUAAGCAAUUGGAAGAUGGUCGUACGUUGUCUGACUAUAACAUCCAGAAGGAGUCUACUCUACAUCUUGUUCUGCGUCUACGUGGUGGUAUGCAGAUCUUUGUGAAGACGUUGACUGGGAAGACGAUCACGUUAGAGGUUGAGCCUAGUGACACUAUUGAGAAUGUGAAGGCGAAGAUUCAAGAUAAGGAAGGCAUUCCUCCUGACCAACAACGUUUAAUUUUUGCUGAAUGCAAAUUGAAAUGGUGAAGGUUUUUGUCUAAUUAGAGUCUGCCAUAUAGGUGACAAAUCAAUACCUUCCUUUCUGUUUAAAGCAUCUGUUAAUGUUAAAAUAUGCAGGGCUUCUGAGGUUAAUCUUUGUUUAUGUGUAAGGAAACCCUUCCCUAAUAUGUCAACAUUGUCAAAAUCAAUUUUGUG